AAGUGCACUCAGCCUCCUGAUGUCCUGACUGUGACUCAACACUGACACCUCUACUUGUGUCUCCAGAUUCAGACCCGUCCUUGUCAACCAGUCACAGAUCCAGCUCUGUUAACGGCACCAGGGAGCCUGACAGUGUCACUUUCUUCAUCCUCCAGGGCCUCUCCAGCCUCGGUGACAGACAGAUGAUCCCGUUUGUCAUCCUGCUGCUGGGUUACAUCAUCAUCCUGGGAGGAAACAGCAUGAUCAUCUUUGUGACACUGACUGAUCCAAAGCUCAAGUCUCCCAUGUAUUUCUUCCUCUGCCACCUCUCCUUUGUGGACAUGGUCUACACCACCACCACCAUCCCCAAAAUGCUGGCUGGCUUCCUGUCAGAUGUGUCAGUCAUCUCUGUUCCGGGCUGUUUCCUCCAGCUAUUUUGCUUCCAUCAGCAAACCAUUACUGGCCAUUUAAUCCUGACCGCCAUGGCAUAUGACCGCUAUGUGGCCAUCUGCCACCCUCUGCACUACACCUCCAUCAUGACCCGGUCUGUCCAGUUGCAUCUCAUUGCAGGGGUCUGGGGCUUCAGCACCAUCUGGCCACUGCCAUCUACCAUCAUUGCCAUACUUCGACCUUACUGUGGCCCGAAUGUGGUCAAACAUGGCUGGUGUGACAUGCAUUCUGUAAGGCGAUUGGUGUGUGCUGACAUCUCAGUGGAUAACAUUGCGGCCCUAUUCUUUGCCACUGUGUCUCUACUGAUCCCAGGACUCCUCAUCCUGACCUCCUAUGUCCUGAUUGGCAUAUCAAUAUUGAGGAUGGGCGCUGGUCAGAGGCUGAAGGCCUUCAGGACGUGUGCUGCCCACUUGACUGUGGUGUCCAUCUCAUUCACCUCAGUCUGCUUUGUAAACAUUUCCCAGCGGGUGGAAAACUUUUCAACUGAGGUUCGUAUCAUUGUAGCUGUGCUGUAUGCCGCUCUGACUCCUUUCCUGAACCCAGUGAUCUACAGUCUGAGGAACAAGGAGCUGCAAGAGUCUAUCAGAAGGACACUGGUCGGGUUCAGGUCUGCUACUGUUUCAGCCACGAAGAACGUCAGCACAGUGUCCUGACUGGGAAGGAAACCUGCCACUCUGUUGCCUGGACGCUAGAAAUGGCCACUAAUCAUUCAGGCAACUUAAUGUCCAUUUUUGAUUAACAAAGUGACUGUUUCAGACAUAAUGUCUUUAGAAAUGAUACAGUAUUCCUAACAAGUCUUUAUUAAACAGAAAUUGUGGCAAUGAUAUCAUACGGUAGUUCAGCAGCCUGUCUAACUCAAUCAUGCUCAA
This is a messenger RNA of Monopterus albus (swamp eel), 1298 nucleotides long. Its product is annotated as olfactory receptor 6N1-like. Gene Ontology annotation, biological process: G protein-coupled receptor signaling pathway. Gene Ontology annotation, cellular component: membrane. NCBI's taxonomy places the organism in Eukaryota, Metazoa, Chordata, Actinopteri, Synbranchiformes, Synbranchidae. The coding region runs from base 183 to 1082 and encodes 299 amino acids. The transcript is spliced from 3 exons. Gene Ontology annotation, molecular function: G protein-coupled receptor activity; olfactory receptor activity. The record is from RefSeq and is a predicted model, not a curated record.